This is a messenger RNA of Miscanthus lutarioriparius, 1134 nucleotides long. Lineage: Eukaryota; Viridiplantae; Streptophyta; Magnoliopsida; Poales; Poaceae. The record is from the annotation of a GenBank genome assembly.
AUGACGAAUGAGGUACUCAUACGCCAGUUUUUUCUCCUGAUCGAUGCAAGAGCUAUCCUCAAAAUUCCUAUACGACAACAAGAUGAGGAUUGGUGGGCGUGGGAGCUUGAGAAGCAUGGUAACUACUCAGUCAAGUCGGCCUAUCGAAAGCUGUAUGUGAUGAACAGUCGAGGAGAUGAGGAGAUGCCAAGUGGCUCAGGCGAUGAUUCCUGGAAGAAGAUUUGGAAGUUACAGGUACCUCCGAAAGUCAAGGUUUUCUGGUGUCGAGUUCUACACGAAUUCCUUCCAGCAAAGGAGAUCUUACAUCGGAGACAUACUGAGCCAACGGCCUUUUGUGAGUUGUGCGGUGCUGACAGAGAAUCAAUCAAGCACAUACUUACUGAGUGCACUGCGGCAAAGAUGUUUUGGCAAGAGGUGAAGAUAAUUACAGGGGUGAAGCUGCUGAGUCUUCAUCCGGUUUCUUGGGGAAGUGACUUGCUGAUGGAUGAACUGUGCAAUGACAAGGAGUGGGCCAUUUUCAUCAUCGGCAUGUAUUCACUUUGGAUGCAAUGGAACCAGCGACGACAUGGCGAUGUUCACAAACCAGUCAGCGUAGCGGUUCGGUGGUCGCUUGAUACAGCCCUGGACUUGUGGAAUAUGAACAAGCCGAUGAAACCGGUGAAGGAGAGAAAUAGUGUGCAGCGUUGGCGCGUGCCGCUGGUAGGCAGGUUCAAAUGUAACACAGACGGUGCUUUUUACCUAGACCAAGGGCAAAGUGCGUCCGGGGUAGCUCUCCGAAACGAUGCAGGUCUCUUUGUUGGUGGACAGGUGAGAUGGUACCCCCAUGGCCUCGAUGCAUUGACCCUGGAAGCUUUGGCUUGCCGAGAUGGUGCUGCUCUAGCUCGGGGCAAGGGGGUGCAACGACUUAUUCUGGAGACUGAUAGCCAGGAGUUUGUGAAGCUUUGGAAGGAGGGCGCCAAUCAACGCUCACGGAUUGCAUCCAUCAUCAGAGAAACUCGGGAAAUUAGCUCUAGUUUUGUUGAUUUUUCUGUGGUUUCCACAAGUCGUUCUUGUAACCGAGUAGCUCAUGUACUAGCUAAGCAAGUUUCAGGUGAUAAUAGGUUGGGUGAGUGGCAGCUAGCCCAACCUGUGUAG